This is a messenger RNA of Aspergillus brunneoviolaceus CBS 621.78, 460 nucleotides long. RefSeq lists its product as uncharacterized. Bases 146 to 376 code for a protein of 76 amino acids. NCBI's taxonomy places the organism in Eukaryota, Fungi, Ascomycota, Eurotiomycetes, Eurotiales, Aspergillaceae. The transcript has a single exon. The record is from RefSeq and is a predicted model, not a curated record.
UUGCACGCCUGUCUUUUCCAAUCACUUCUUUCUUACCUUUGGGUCCCCUUUUGGCCCUUGCGGCGCUGACCGUCGGCCACCGUGGUUCAAUGCUCGGGAGAAACCCAGAAUGAAUAACUAAGAAGUAUCGCCGCUCAGUGAAGUGAUGACGGAUGCGCACGUCAUGGGAAGUCUUCUUAUUGGACCUGUCUCUUGUCACGACCUUUUUUUUGCCCUCUCUAAAUCACAAAUUGAACAGUUCUUUCGGUCAGACCAAAUGGUACUUUUGUUUUUCUUUCUUUUCAUUCCUACUGGCUCCGAUUCAGGAAGGACUGGGCCAAAGUACGCGAGGGAGGAGAAGGGGAAACCCAGAAACAAAGGAUUUUACUUCAGCUGAGGCUGUCAAAUAUCUCCGACCGACUCCAUUCCAUCUACUCCGUACCUAACUCAUACAUAAGUAUGCUUCCUAUCUAUCUAUCUG